Molecule: messenger RNA, 4033 nt
Organism: Dromiciops gliroides (monito del monte)
Lineage: Eukaryota; Metazoa; Chordata; Mammalia; Microbiotheria; Microbiotheriidae
Gene: TMPRSS2
Product: transmembrane serine protease 2
Exons: 14
Coding region: 175-1653 (492 amino acids)
Biological process (GO): protein autoprocessing
Cellular component (GO): membrane
Molecular function (GO): serine-type endopeptidase activity; protein binding
Source: RefSeq, a predicted model, not a curated record
AGGGAGGAGGCGGAGGAGGAAGUAGCCUGAGGGCUCCCAGAACUGCGGUAGUUGUGUGAGUUCACCUGUGCUUUGUCGGGGAGGAGUCGGGCAUAGAGUUCUGUCCCCACAGCAGGUCAUUAGGAAUUCUCCAAAUAUUUUAGAUUGCCUGAUGCUGUUCCUGUUGAAACCAAAAUGGCUUUGAAUCCAGGGCCACCAGCAUUUGGACCAUACUAUGAAAACCAUGGUUAUCAACCGGAAAACUAUCCUCCAGGACACCUUGUGAAUGCUAAUGCUUAUGUACCUUACCCAGUUCCAUAUGGUCCUUCAGCAGUGCCACAGUACAUCCCAAGAGUUCCUACUCAUACUUCAUCACCAGCAACAGUCUGUUUACAACCAAAAUCUUCAUCUGGGAUAGUGUUUACGUCAAGGGCUAAGAAAAUCAUAUGUGUCACCAUUAGCAUUGGGGUAAUACUAACAGGUGCUGUGAUUGCAACCGUCUUUCUUUGGAAGUUUGUGAAAAAUAGCUGCCCAAAUUCUGGAAUAGAAUGUGGAACCUCAGGAACUUGUAUCAGUGCAUCUAACUGGUGUGAUGGAAUAUCACAUUGUCCCAGUGGUGAAGAUGAGAACCAUUGUGUUCGCCUCUAUGGACCAAAAUUUAUCCUUCAGGUUUACUCAUCUCACAACAAAUCCUGGUAUCCUGUGUGCCAAGAUGAUUGGAAUGAUCACUAUGGAAAAAUAGCUUGUAAAGAUAUGGGAUAUAACAUGAAUAGUUUCUACUCUAGUCAAGGAAUAACAGAUGAUAGUGGUGCCACAAGCUACAUGAAGUUGAACCUGAGUGCUGGAAAUGUAGAUUUAUAUGAAAAACUCUACAACAGUAAUGUCUGUUUCUCAGGAACAGUGGUAUCUCUACGAUGCAUAGAAUGUGGCACAAAAAUGGAUGUGAGUCGAAUGAGCAGGAUUGUAGGUGGGACAAAUGCAGCUCCAGGGGAAUGGCCAUGGCAAGUUAGCCUUCAUGUCCAAGGUGUCCAUGUCUGUGGUGGUUCUAUUAUCACUCCUGAAUGGAUUGUAACAGCAGCUCAUUGUGUGGAAGAACCUCUUUCCAACCCCCGGCAUUGGACAGCAUUUGCAGGAAUUUUGAGGCAGUCUCUGAUGUUCUAUGGAUAUGGAUAUAAAGUACAAAAAAUAAUUUCUCAUCCAAGUUAUGAUUCCAGUACCAAGAACAAUGACAUUGCUCUUAUGAAGAUGCAAACACCAUUCGUAUUUAAUGAAAAAAUAAGACCAGUGUGUUUGCCUAACCCAGGAAUGAUGCUUGAACCCACUCAAUCAUGCUGGAUAUCAGGAUGGGGUGCAACCCAUGAAAAAGGUAAGACUUCAGAUAUCUUAAAUGCAGCUGUGGUACGCAUAAUAGAACCUUGGAAAUGUAAUAGCCGAUAUGUCUACAAUAACUUGAUCACUCCUGCCAUGAUUUGUGCUGGUUAUCUCAGAGGAAAAAUUGAUUCCUGUCAGGGUGACAGUGGGGGUCCUUUAGUCACUGAGAAAAAUUCUGUAUGGUGGUUAGUUGGUGAUACAAGCUGGGGAUCUGGAUGUGCCAAACCAAACAGACCUGGAGUUUAUGGAAACCUGACAGUAUUUACAGACUGGAUUUACCAACAAAUGCAGGCAAACCGGUGAUCUGUAUGUUUUUCAUCUUUGAAAAUGUUCAGGAAGUUAACCAAGAAGUGGAUUUUCUGUACAUUUAUCUAUCAUUAGAAUAAUUCACUGGUUCUUUAAUUUUUAUUAAAUAGUAAGAUGAGCUGUCUUUUUUUUUUUUUAAACUCUUCACAGUUCUGUGCAGGCUACAGUAACUUUUUUUCCCCUGGUUUCUCAUUGUAAACACAAUGUACCUGAACUUUAAGUGUUACUGAUUUGUCUGAAAUGAAGGCCAAAUGUUUCUUGAAGAGUGGAGACUUGUGAAUCAAACCAGAAUGAUUCAUUAGCAUAUGGUUUAUACUCAUAAUUAAGAAAGUCACUGAUUGUUGCAUAGUAAUGUUUUCUAAUAUAGGUUUUGUAUAACAUACAAAGGUGUAUGUUUAAUUAAAGAUAUUGAUUAGAACCACUCAUCUGCUGAUUGACUUGAAAUGGAACAUGAUUCAGGGGAGGACAGGUAAGCCUCCCUGGCUUUGAAUAAUGUGAGAGUACCCCAGCAGUACAUUCACAUGAAGCCUGAUAGCUUUCUCAGAGGUAUUUAUUAAUUUGCAUUUUUCUUUUUUAGUAGCAUUGUGAAGUGGCUAGAAGUGAAUUAUUAACUUAACUUCCUUUUGAGUGCUGAUCCACUUCAGUUUCAUAUAGUGUUCACUUGAAUAGGAAUGGCUUUGUUUUCUCUACUUCUCAACUCCUCUGACAUUACCUCUGCUCUCUUAACUCCACCCAACCCUAACCCCACCCAUUAUUUGAAAAUUGCACAGACUCUUCCCUCUAUAAAGGGGAGAUGGGUGUUAGGGUCUCUAUCUGCCUUGGCUCCCUUUGUGCACACUGAUCAUGAAGAAACUGAAGGCACCUGGGGGAAGAUCAGGGAUUUGUUGUUUUAAUUACAGUGUUUUAAUGUAGUUUUCUAUGUAUAUCUCUGUUAAUAUGAUUUGACUUUUGAAGCCUUAAACUAUUACAUGAAUAUUUAGCUAUUUGGAGAUACUAUGUUGAUAAAAUUUGAGAAGUGAAUAUUUGAAAUUCUCCAGAUUUGACAGAUUUAUGUUGGUAGAAUGUGUGGCAUCAGUGUUCCCAAUAAAUGGUGCUGCUUUAGAUUGGCCAAGAAAAAUAAAAAAUAAAAAUGGUGAUUAUUGAAGGAGAGGAGUCAUAUGACAGAACAUAUAUGACAGGAGAGCAGUCAUACUAAAAUAACAUUGAUGGAGUUGUGUACCUUUACAGCUAUUCUGGAAAGGAAUUUAGAAUUAUAUCACCAAAAUCUCUAAAGUAUACAUUUUGUCCCAGAAAUACCACAACUAGCUAAGCUUAUUCACCAAAAAUGGAAAGGACCUAUGUAUACAAAGGAAUUUAUAGCAGCACUUUUUGUUAUAACAGAGCUGAAAAUUAGAUGUAGGCAUCAGAUGGGUAAUGACUAAACUGUAAUAAAAAUAUGUAAUGGAAUAUUAUUGUGAUAUAAUGUUAUGAAAUAUUCAGAAAAAAAUGGAGAGACUCACUUUUAUGAAUUGAUGCAGAGUGAGAUGAGUAGAACCAGGAGAAUGAUUUUUAUACAAAGACUAAAAAUUGAGAAAAAAAAACUACUUUGAAAGACUGGUCAAUGCCAUGACUCCAGAAGAUAGAUGAUGAAAAUUGCUUUCAUAGAGCUGAUGAGCUAAAGGUGAAGAAAAGAGACAUACAUUUUCAGAAAUGGCCCAAUAUGUGUAUGUAUGACCAUGGUCAUUAGGUGAAGCAAAAUGUUUCCAAAAAGAAUUGUGAUGGGGGUAUGAUAGUGACAAAAAAGUUAGAAAUGAAAACAAGAAGGACAGUUUUGGCAUUAACAUGCUGAAUGUAUUUUAUAUCUAAAAAAUAAGCUGUUUUUAAUGGAGAUUCAUGGUUUCAUGUUACAUUUCACUCUCCCCCCCCCCCAUUCUUUGUACAUGGAAUUCCUCAUUUUCUGGUAUUUGCCAAGUUCAUAAAUACAACAAAAAAUAUAUAAAUGGUGCCGAAUUUGUGAAAGAGGAGAGUUAGUUGUUUUAAGCCAAAUUCAUACAGUUAAAUGAAGACUUUCUUGUAUGUAAACUUCCUCUUCCUUUGUCCACUUCCUUCCUUGAUAUCCUGAUUUCAAGGAUUUUGAAUGUUUUUGACACUAUUGCACAACAUGAAAGAGAAAGUGAUGAUUAUUAUGUUCAUCUCAUGUUAAAAUUUCCUCUUCCUUUGGCAUUACUCUCAACAAACAUUUCUUGGGAAUUUCCAAACAGCAUCCAGUACCACAAGAUAUCAGUCAAUUGAGCCUAAUUUCUAAAAGAUGUAUAUCUGUAACAGUUUUUUCCCCCUUGAUGCUUAGUUUUAUUUAUAUGUAACCAAUAGUUGUAUCUUACAUUUUAUGUAAUUUUAA